GGCGAGGACCUCAGCAAGUUCUGCAUGGAUGGAAACCUCACAUCCAACGGGAACUGGUUGAAAUAUAUCCGGGUCGCUCGCUCGAGCGAAGAACAAAACUUAGUGGUGUGUCCCAUUAAUGACCAGAUUUAUUAUAAAGUUAUCAGAGAAAUAGAGCCAGGAGAAGAACUGCUGAUGUAUAUGAAAGAAGGAACUUUGUCUGCUGGAAACCUGCCGCCUAGUUUGGAAGACGUUCACACAUUCCGUUGCGAGGACUGCGACGAGCUCUUCCAGUCCAAAAUGGAGAUGAGGCGGCAUAAGAAGUACUCCUGUCAUGCCGUCGGCUCUCUGUACGAGUCCCUGACCGAGGAGAUCAAGCAGGAAGGGAUGGAGGAUGACCAAGGCCACGAAUGCAAAGACUGUGAAAGGAUGUUUCCAAACAAGUACAGCUUGGAACAGCACAUGAUCAUCCACACAGAAGAAAGGGAAUACAAGUGCGACCAGUGUCCCAAGGCCUUCAACUGGAAAUCCAACUUGAUCCGUCAUCAGAUGUCACACGACAGUGGCAAGAGAUUUGAGUGCGAAAAUUGUGUGAAGGUUUUCACGGACCCCAGCAACCUCCAAAGGCACAUUCGCUCCCAGCACGUCGGUGCCCGGGCGCACGCUUGUCCGGACUGCGGAAAGACCUUCGCCACUUCUUCUGGCCUCAAACAGCACAAGCACAUCCACAGCACUGUGAAACCUUUCAUAUGCGAGGUCUGCCACAAAUCCUACACACAGUUCUCCAACCUCUGCCGACACAAGCGCAUGCACGCCGACUGCCGGACUCAGAUCAAGUGCAAGGACUGCGGGCAGAUGUUCAGCACCACCUCUUCGCUCAACAAACACCGGCGGUUCUGCGAAGGCAAGAACCACUACAACCCCAGCGGGCUUUUCGCGCCCGGUUUGCCUCUGACGCCCAGCUCCUUGAUGGACAAGUCGAAGGUGUCGGCCAACCUCAAUCAUACCGGACUCGGCUUCGGCGACUACUUCCCCUCCCGGCCGCACCCGGGAGCAAUUCCGUUCUCGCCCGCUCCCCCUGCGUUCCCAGCUCUCGCCCCCAGCUUCCCGGGGAUCUUCCCUCCCUCGCUGUACCCCAGGCCUCCUCUCUUGCCCCCCACCCCCUUGCUCAAGAGCCCCCUCAACCACACCCAAGAGGCCAAGCUCCCCAGCCCCCUGGGCCACUCUCCGCUCCCGCUGAUGUCCGCCGUGGGCAACAGCAGCCACCCGCUCCCCGUGGAGGAGAGGUUCAACAGCACCCCUUUGGGGAACUCCUACUUGGAGAAGCUCAAAGCCAGGACUAGUGAUCUGUCGGACGCCAGUGACUUUGAGGACAUCAACACCACGACGGGCACCGAUCUGGAGACCACCACCGGUACCGGGUCAGACUUAGAGAGCGACGCAGAGAGCGAGCGAGAGAAAACGAAGGAGAAAAGCAAAGCCCGGGAGAGCAAGCCAGAUUUCGGCGGCGGUUCGGUCCCCGCUGGCUCCGCCAACAGCACGAGUGACCUCCCCAUCUUCUACUCCCAGCACAGCUUCUUCCCUCCGCCCGAGGAUCAGCUGCUGCCGAUGAUGGGGGCCACGAACGAUUCCAUCAAGGCCAUCGCUUCCAUUGCCGAGAAGUACUUCGGUCCCGGGUUUAUGGGCAUGCAGGAGAAAAAAAUGGGGGCCCUUCCCUACCAUUCCAUGUUCCCCUUCCAGUUCCUCCCCAACUUCUCCCACUCGGUUUACCCGUUUGCCGAGCGGAGCCUCAACCACAGUUUGCUGGUCAAAGCCGAACCAAAGUCGCCCCGGGACCUGCACAAAAUCGGCGGCCCCUGUUCGGAGUCACCCUUCGACCUCACCACCAAGCCGAAAGAAAGCAAAGCGGCGGCUCAGGUCCUGCCCGCUCGUCACGCCAGCGAGGAGCAGCCGCUGGACCUCACGAUUAGCAGCCGCAUCCGGGCCAGUCAUCACGGGAGCCGAGAUCCCCGGAAGAACCACGUCUACGGCGAGAGGAAGCUGGUGGUGGCCGGCGACGGGGUGCCCAAGAUGAACCAAGCUCAGAUGCUCCCUCAGCCUUCCCUGCAUUACGCCAAGCCCUCGCCUUUCUUCAUGGACCCCAUCUACAGCAGGGUGGAGAAACGGAAGGUGGCUGACUCAGUUGGGGCACUAAAGGAGAAAUAUCUCAGGCCUUCACCACUACUUUUCCAUCCUCAGAUGUCAGCCAUAGAAACCAUGACGGAGAAAUUGGAGACAUUCGCAGCCAUGAAGACAGACGCCGGGGGGACUUCCUUGCCCCCCCUCCCUCACCACCCGUUCAACUUCCGGUCGCCCCCUCCCACCUUAUCGGAUCCCAUUUUGCGCAAGGGCAAAGAACGUUAUACCUGCAGAUACUGUGGUAAAAUCUUUCCGCGUUCAGCCAAUCUAACCAGACACCUCCGAACACACACAGGGGAACAGCCUUACCGGUGUAAAUAUUGCGACCGCUCGUUCAGCAUCUCAUCCAACCUCCAGCGCCACGUCCGGAACAUCCACAACAAGGAGAAACCCUUCAAAUGUCACCUCUGCAAUCGAUGCUUCGGCCAGCAGACCAACCUGGACCGACACUUGAAAAAACACGAGCACGAAAACGUCCCAGUAAGCCAGCAUGCCGGAGUCAUUACAAACCACUUGGGGAACAACGCAUCUUCGCCCACUUCCGAAUCAGAACACCAAGCACUUUUAGACGAGAAAGAGGACGCCUACUUCUCUGAAAUCAGAAACUUUAUUGCCAAUAGCGAGAUGAGCCAAUCGACGGCUUUAGCAGAGAAAAGGCCCGAAAUCCAGAACGCCGACGGCGCCACCCACGGUCUUCCAAACGACAAAGUAGAAGACAUCGAUGAGGAAGAGGAUGAACUGGAAGAGGAAGACGAUGACAGCCUGACGGGGAAGUCUCAAGAUGAGACGGUGUCGCCCACUGCCGAGCCACAAGGAGGGUAUGAGGAGGAGGAGGAAGAUGAGGCCGCGUCCCUCACCAUGAGCUUUAACCGGGCCCAGAGGUGUACUGAGGAGAACGAAGCCGGCUUGUUAGAUUUGGAACAGAUGUCGGAAUUUGGGAAGGGGCUGGACCUCCACCAGGCCUCCGAGGAAGCUUUUGACGUUAAAGCUGUCUAUAAUUCCACCUUAGAUUCGGAGGCACUAAAACAAACUCUGUUCAGGCAGGCCAAAAACCAGGCUUACGCAAUGAUGUUGACUCUUACCAAGAACAACCCCUUCCAUCCUUCCUCCCAGAACCCCCUGGACGCCUGGUUGAACAUGGCUGGAGCCGCUUCCGAGCCAGGAACCUUCAAUGCCGUCGGCCACCUCUGA
Molecule: messenger RNA, 3348 nt
Organism: Pseudonaja textilis
Lineage: Eukaryota; Metazoa; Chordata; Lepidosauria; Squamata; Elapidae
Source: RefSeq, a predicted model, not a curated record